Molecule: messenger RNA, 5962 nt
Organism: Anthonomus grandis grandis
Lineage: Eukaryota; Metazoa; Arthropoda; Insecta; Coleoptera; Curculionidae
Exons: 4
Coding region: 121-1557 (478 amino acids)
Molecular function (GO): nucleic acid binding
Source: RefSeq, a predicted model, not a curated record
AUCCAGCGACAUCCGACAGCGAAGAUGAAAAUUGUAAACAUCGUCCGGCUAGCGCCCUAUCAUGACUCAGGUGGUCCCAUGUUUGAUCGGGACGAUCAAACUUAAGAGGGGAGCAGUAUUAUGAAAAUGAGAUAUGGGCAGCUGAUUGAUCGGUACCUUAAGAAAAGCAUCCUGGUCAAAAAACCACUGCAUGUGCAUCAAUACGCCUAUCAGGCGGGCAAAUCCACGGACCUGGCCCUACACCACCUCGUUAGGAAGGUGGAGGGUGCUCUGGGUAGUAGCAAGGCCUGUCUGGGUGACGUGCAGCUGCAUUACUCCAGGAUAGUUCGAUUUCUGGGAAUCAAGUUAGAUCCCAAACUCUCCUGGUACGAUCAUGCAGACACCAGAAUGAAGAAGGCCACCUGCACGCUAUGGGCCUGCAGGCGGGCUUUCGGCAAUACCUGGGGUCUGUCUCCUAAGAUCCUCCACUGGAUCUACUUGCGCAUUGUGAGACCUCUUCUCACAUACGGGGCUAUCGUUUGGUGGUCAAGGACGGAGAAAGCGAAAAUUCGUGCUCAACUGGACAGAGUCCAACGUCUUGCAUGUCUCAGCAUAACGGGUUCCAUGCGGACGGCGGCAACUAGAGCGCUCGAAACUCUGCUGAGCCUUCCGCCUCUGGACUUCGUUGUGCAAUUCGAGGCAAUGAGGACUGCGUACAGGCUAUACGUCCUCGGCGAACUACGUGCUGGCGAGACCGAUCACGCAAAAAUUUGGUCACGGGCCAUACAGGAAUGUCCUCUCCUUCUGAUGGGCAGUGACUGCAUGGCUCCAGUGAUUGUCGACUGCGAGGGAUUCGUGAUGCACAUUGCAGGUAGAGAGGAGUGGCAGCAUUCCAACAAACCUGCAUUGCUAAAUAGGGGGACCAUCUGGUACACAGAUGGCUCCAGAAUGAAUAACAGAGCUGGAUCAGGGCUUUGUGGUGGGAUCCCACAUACCAGUACGGCAUACUCGCUGAGGGAGCACGCCACUGUCUUCCAGGCCAAAGUAUUCGCUGUAUUAAAAUGCGGACAGAAAAUCCUAAGCUGCGAACACCGCAAUACAGUCGUAUCAAUAGGCUCGGACAGCAGAGCUGCUAGCACGGCCGCAAAGGUUGGCUGCAGGGUCCAGUCUUGCCAGACUGGUAUCCGCGAAUGUGCCGAUGGGACCGGAACCCAUAGUUGGUAUCGCCAAAUACGUUGCGGUCGCGUCAAUGAGGGUCUGCUGGACAAGUGGACCCACCGAAGAUGGACUGAGUCCCCUGGUAUGAGACAGGCCAAAGCGCACAUAGGUGGGCCCUCUGCCUGUCUCACCAAAAAUCUACUACGCCUAAAAAGACGCGAAAUUCGGCUAGUGACAGGUCUUUUAACCGGUCACUGGCACUUAAGAAGCCAUCUCCAUACUAUCGGUAUUGCGGACAACCCGGAAUGCCGAUGGUGCUGUGAGGAGGAUGAAACCGUUGACCAUGUAGUCGGGGAGUGCCCAGCACUCACGCGCCCCAGGUUCAAAUACUUGGAUAACACUUUCACGUCUACCGAGUGACUUUAAGUCCUUCAGACCAGAGAGCCUUAUCGGUUUCUCUAAGGCCGUUGGGCUCUGGUAACCCCCGGUGGGGCAUGACGGGUCCAUUAGGAAACCUAUAUGCACAACUGCCUUGGCAGCCCACUGUUUCGACAAUUCAUGGGCAUUAUAUUGAUUAAAUAACAGCGAGCACGGACUAUAAAAAGGUCGCUGGCAACCGACAUAUGCUGCGUUCUCGAAUUGGUUGCUGGAUAUCGAUCGGACACUAGCAGUCUCACACACAUAAUGCUAUGUACACAGGUAGAUAUUAAAAUGUCAACAUUUGUAUCUAGAUCAGUCUACAACAUAUUCACAUGAGUAUUAAAAUAAUUUUCUUUAGAGCAAUAUCUAGAGCACUCAGUAGACUGGAUACACUUUUAAUGUCUAGAUUUCUCUAUUGAGUGUUUACAUAAACAUUCAAAUUUUAAUCAUGUUGCGAAAAAGACGUGUGGCCGCUUCUGUGAUUAUAGCUGUGAUAAAAAGAGGUUUGCAAGGAACAUAUUCGAAGUUAUUAGUGGAGCUCAGAUGUAAAGAUUCACAAUACUUUAAAAAUUUUCUGCGAAUGUCUGGUUCCGACUUUCAAUUCCUUGUCCAAAAAGUCCGACCUAAAAUAGAAAAACAGGACACAGUGAUGCGUUGCGCCAUUUCGGUGGAGGAAAGGCUGGCUGUAACUUUAAAAUUUUUAGCUGGGGGUAAAUAAAAUUAGUUUACAAAUUUUAAUCAAAAAUAAACAAUUCAUUUUUAAGGUGAAAGCUACCAUUCUCAAAUGUAUUUGUUCAAAAUUCCUGUUUCAACGAUUUCUUUUGGUGUAAUUGAAGACUCGCAAUUUAUUAAAUUUAAUAGUUUUAUUUCAUAUUUUAACAAAACAGGCUCUAAUUUACAUGGUAUUGUCAAAUGCAAAUUGCGAAUCACAGUUUUCAUAAUAAGAUGCCGCUAAAGUGCUUCUUGAAAUAUCUAAUAAAGAUGGAGUACUGCUUGAACAUGCAGAAUAACUUCCUUGUACUCGUACUGAUUGAAUGUUCGGAAAUUUUUCCCUUGGCACCAAAUUUUCAUCCUCCUCCUGACAAUCUAAAACGCAUUGCUGUAUUCUUCUUUUUAAUUUGUCUUUUACUAACUUCCUGCUGUAAGUUACAUAGUGACGAUGCCACAAAAUCUCCGAAUAUCUGCUCGUCAUCAUUUACCUUGGUCAUUUCCAUUAUAGCCUUAUUAAGUAUUUUUUUAUUUUUUUUUGUCGGACCACCUUUGUAACAGAACGAGAAGUACUUGGGAUAUUAAUAUGGGCAUCACUGAUUGUCACCUCUCGAGAUACAGAUUUUGUGUGUCUGCAUGGAUGUCUCUUGUUUCAACUGUUAAUUCCUAAAAAUACAAUAAUAUUUAAUUAAUAGUUAAAAUUAUGUAAUUAUAUUAUGAUAUAAAGUAUAUAGGAGAGCCUUUAAAGCACGCGCUAUAUAUUUCAAAGCAGGAUGCGCAGUGGAGUGUUUUGUAAGGUGCAAGGGUUUUAAAGGCUUCUAUACACGCAUAUCAUAUGUUAUUUUUUUUAUUACGAAUGCACCAUAAUUUUAAAAAUGUUAAACGUUGUAUUAAACGUACAAAUAUUUCUAUAGCAGUCUAUGAAAAAGUAGGCGCAUCAUAUUAUGAAUGCUACAGCAUACCAUAAUUGUUGAUUAUGAUGCAUGCAUAAUAAAAAAACAUUUUUUGUAAUCUUCAAUUCAAACUAGUUUCAAGACUAAUGGAAUUUUCCGAAUUGCAUAGGGGCUCUAGACGGAAAACAUAUUGUUCCACAGGCACCUAAAAAUAGUGGUAUUCACUAUUUUAACUCUAAAGAAUGUCACAGUAUUGUCUUAAUGGCUUUAGUAGAUACCAACUAUAAAUUUCUUUAUAUUGAUGUCGGUUGCAAUGGGCGUGUGUCCGAAAGGGGAGUAUUUAGUAACUGUUCACUCUUAAGAGCAUUAGAGGAAAAUAUUUUGCAUAUUCCCCAUGUAAGAGCCCUUCCAGGAAGAAAUAAACCUAUAUCUUUUGUAGUAGUAACUGAUAAUGCGUUUGCCCUUAAGCCAUACAUUAUGAAACCCUAUUCAUUUCGAAAUCAACCAGGGCCGAAUCGUGUUUUUAACUAUAGGUUAUCUAAGGCCCGAAGAGUAGUUGAAAACGCCUUUGGUCAUAUUGCAAACAUAUUUGAAAUACUAAGGAGACCUAUUGAAUUAUGCCCCGAAAAAGCUAUAAAAGUUGUUUUGGCAAUAUGUGCUCUUCACAAUUUUCUUCUGAUACGCGACUCUGAGUUAAAUUACGUUUGAAGAUAAUUUUAUUACCGAAGCAAAUAAAAAAAUGAAGAUCCGUCAUCUGGAAGCUUUAUUCCCCUUCAACCUUUACAGUCCCAAAACUAUAGUCAAUAUUGCAAAGAAAUAUGAUCACAAUUUACAGAAUAUUUCUGUUUGCCUAUAGGAGAAGUACCGUGGCAAUAUAAAUUUAUAUAGAUGGUGUUAUGCUAAUGUUUAGGAAUUACUGUAUGUAAACGUAACAAUAUGUCUACUUACCAGACUUGUUUGGCUUUUAUUACAAAUAACUCUUUUAAAAAUUCCCAAUUACUUGUAAAAAACCACAUCGCUUACUCCAUCUCCAAAUUUCUUCGUUUUAAUUUUUCUUAUUUCAUUAUUCAUUCGGGUUCUUAAAUUGUGCAGUUUUCUUGUAAUUUCUGCAGUAGUAACUCCGAAAUGUCCUGCCAGUGGCUGUAGUAGAAUUUUUUUUUACUCUGUCUUUGUAAAAUGUUGAUGUUGUAUCCCAUAAUUCAGGGCUUGCUUGAAGCAUUUCAAUCAGUUCUUUAGUUUCUUCCUUUGACCAGUAGCUUAAUUGGGCAAAUUUGCAAAUACUAAAUGCCUAUAAAUUUAUUAGUUUUAUAUUUUUAAAAUAUAUUUACCCUAAAAAACUCGUAAUAUUUUUAAACAGCGCAUAGCUCGUCUCUCACUAAUCUAGCAAUAGAUAUCCAACCUACCGGUAUACUUGAGCGCAAGUCUCGACACGUUUAAAAAUGCGUUCAAACGAAAGAUCUACGAAUUAGCGAGAGCGUCGCCCGGACACUGAAGUGUCUGAUCUAGCGACAUUUCUCAAUACGCUAUUAAUAUGAAGACAUUUCCAUAGAGCAUAUCUAGACCUUAAAGUGUUUACUUGUGUACAUAGCAUCAUUAUAUUUAUUUAUUUAUUUAUUUAUAAUACACAGGAUCAACCCCAUUACAAAAAAUAUAUAUAUUUCUGAAAAAGAAAUAAAAGCUAUACCACCUAACCACUAAUUACUAAUUAACAAUAAUUAUCAGACUUAAUCUUAAUACCAAGGAUAAUUAAACCGUUUUACAAGUAGUAACAAUAUUCUCUCAAAAAUCAGAACAAUUAACAAUGCAAAAUUAGCUAACAAAAAACAAAAUCCUACAAACUCUUAAUAAGACUCCUAAAAUGCAAUAAUAAUUCCCAAAACUUCAAUUCCAGUAGAGUUUACCAGCCUCAAGGUCCUUUCGACAGGCGGGUGCAUAGCAUAGUUGGUACGAUGAUAAGGCAAAGAAAACAAUCGAUUUGCCCUCAGAUUACGGUGUGGAAUAUUAAAUGAAAUCCUAUUAAGUAGUUCGGGACAAAUCACAAGGCCAUUCAAAAGUUUAUAAAUAUACACCAAAUCAUUCUCAGUGCGUCUCUUAAGUAAACUCUGCAUAUUCAGCAAGUUCAUUACUUCAUCAUAACAAUGAUCAUUAGGAACUGGAAUGCGAAGUUUAUAAAGGCAGUAUCGUAGAAAUUUAUUUUGAACCCUCUCCAGUGCCAUACAAUUAUUCAUGUACAGAGGAGACCAAAUUAUUGAUCCAUACUCCAACAAAGAGACAACAAGUGAUAUGUACAACCUUUUGCAAGUUUCAACCGACAGAUCCUUACAAUUGCGCAGGACAAAACCAAGGACCUUAGAUGCUUUAGUUAUAAUAGUAUUUACAUGGGUAUUAAAAUUCAAUUGUUCAUCAAAAAAGAUACCAAGGUCCUUUACUACUUAAGUGUACCCAAGAUUAACAUUAUCAAUAGUAUAGGAGGAAGUUACCCGUUUGUUUCUUUUGUAGAAACUAAUGUAACUGCAUUUACCCACAUUCAGAGCCAAACUAUUACCAACACACCAUUCACACAAUCUAUUCAGAUCAUGUUGCAAGAGAACCAUGUCUUGUUCUGAACUGAUCACCCUAUAAAACUUUAAAUCAUCGGCAAAUAACAAAAAAUUACUAUUUUAAAGCAAACCAAAAUAUCAUUAAUGAAAAUAUUGAAGAACAGGGGAGAACAAUGACCACCCUGUGGAACCCCAGAGGUCACACUGUAUAUAGUAUAUAGUCAAAUCCUUAGCCUGAAUCCACAUUGAUACGUAAUUACGGAU